This is a messenger RNA of Mucor velutinosus, 1302 nucleotides long. RefSeq lists its product as uncharacterized. NCBI's taxonomy places the organism in Eukaryota, Fungi, Mucoromycota, Mucoromycetes, Mucorales, Mucoraceae. The record is from RefSeq and is a predicted model, not a curated record. Bases 1 to 1302 code for a protein of 433 amino acids. Gene Ontology annotation, biological process: phospholipid biosynthetic process. Gene Ontology annotation, cellular component: membrane. The transcript is spliced from 6 exons. Gene Ontology annotation, molecular function: phosphotransferase activity, for other substituted phosphate groups.
AUGAUCAGCCUGAAACCUGCGUAUACCUCAUAUCUGGGCGAGAAACAGAUCGACAGCUUGCGAUUAUACAAGUACGCUGCCGUCGACAAAUCUCCCAUCUCUCGAUACAUUUUGAAGCACUAUUGGGAUUUUGCCAUCACUUUAUUUCCAAGAUGGAUAGCUCCCAAUUUAAUCACUCUGAUCGGCUUAUUCUUCAUGAUUGCCAAUGUCAUUGUAGUUUGUAUAUGGUCGCCCAAUCUUGAUACGGAUGCUCCCAACUGGAUCAACUUUAGUUUUGCUGCUGGUCUCUGGCUGUACUCUACAUUUGAUAACGUAGACGGUCGUCAGGCUCGUCGCACUGGAACAUCUUCUCCGUUGGGUGAGUUAUUUGACCAUGGCUGUGAUGCUGUGAACUGUACGUAUGUGGCUUUGUUGCAAGCAGCUGCAUUGGGCUUGGGUCACACCCCCUCUGCUGCACUUCUGCUAUUCGUUACAAUUGCUGGCUUCUAUCUUUCAACUGUUGAGGAGUACUAUACUGGUGUUCUCUAUUUGGGCUAUGUGAAUGGGCCAACUGAGGGUAUUAUUAUUACAUGUUUGGCCUUUAUUUGGUCUGGUGUUUAUGGUAUUGCUUCCUGGCACGUGCCUGUAGAUGAGAUCUCAUGUCUCGCUUGGACAACGUCAAUUUUACCCAGUGGCACCACUGGAGCUGACCUGUUUGUAUGGGGUAUGGUUGUAUUCUUCCUUGUUACACAUCUUCCAGUAUGUGUUUAUUCAAUUGCUCGAGUGUGUAAGGAGAAGGGGCUCAAGAAGAGAUCAGUCUUUGAGAAUGUGUUCUUACCUCUAGUCUUCACCGGCAUCUUCAUCUAUACAUGGUUGUCAUCCUCCUCAUCCAUCAUUUUCACAGAAAAUCACUUCAUCGCAUUCGCUAUUUUCUCAGGACUCUUGUUUGGUGAAAUGGCAUCUGAUAUCAUCCUUGCUCAUUUAACAAAGUCAGAAUAUCCUCGCUUUAUUAGCAUUUACGCACCAUUAUUCCUGUCAUCAUUGAUUGUGAACUUGCAAAGCUUUUUCCAAACUAAACUGGUAGAUGAAUACAUUCUACUGCUUGUGCUAUGCUGCACUAAAUUUUACACCUUCAUUGUAAGAGCAGUCCGUGUCAUUAAUGCAUUCUGUGAUUUCCUGGGCAUUCGUUGUCUUGUGAUCCCUACAUCCAAGCAAACAGAUAGAGUCAUUGUACCGAAGACACCAGCUGAAGAAGAGGCUGAAUCCUUGUUGGUAGCCCAGGAGGAAGGGUCUAAUCAGCAGCAACAAUACAACACAUUCUAA